Amblyraja radiata (thorny skate) is the source of this 3407-nucleotide messenger RNA. RefSeq names its product guanine nucleotide-binding protein G(i) subunit alpha. Gene Ontology annotation, molecular function: GTP binding; G protein-coupled receptor binding; GTPase activity. The record is from RefSeq and is a predicted model, not a curated record. Gene Ontology annotation, cellular component: cytoplasm; heterotrimeric G-protein complex. NCBI's taxonomy places the organism in Eukaryota, Metazoa, Chordata, Chondrichthyes, Rajiformes, Rajidae. Gene Ontology annotation, biological process: adenylate cyclase-modulating G protein-coupled receptor signaling pathway. The transcript is spliced from 9 exons. Bases 365 to 1429 code for a protein of 354 amino acids.
GCAGGGUUUCCGUUUUCAAACGCUGACUGUCAGGGCUCGUGGCGAGCGGUCGCUUUGGUUUUUAAACCGCCAACGGUCCGCUCCGGUCCGGGAGCUCGAGCGGCCGCUGAGCCGCUGGACGGCGGGAGCCCUCGGCAGGUCGGCUCCCCUCAGGACUUACUCCGUGAGGAAAAAAACUCGCCUUUUUAUUGUGUGUUUGUGUUGCCUUUCGAUCUCCGAGCCAGGGGGGGGGAACCUCAAGAGCCCGGUGGAAGCAACAGUAGCCGCUGUACCUUCCUUCCUUCGCUCCCUCGGGGGGGAAAGACUCCCGUUGCCUCGACUCGCUCCCCUCGGGAGGAGAGUGACUCCCUCCCCGGUCGCCGCGAUGGGCUGCACCAUGAGCGCCGAGGACAAGGCGGCGAUGGCCAGGAGCAAGAUGAUCGACCGCAACCUGCGAGAAGACGGCCAGAAGUCGUCGCGGGAAGUCAAGCUGCUGCUGCUCGGUGCUGGCGAAUCUGGAAAAAGUACCAUUGUGAAACAAAUGAAAAUCAUUCACGAAGAUGGGUAUUCUGAAGAGGAGUGCAAGCAAUAUAAAGCAGUGGUUUAUAGCAAUACAAUUCAGUCCAUCGUUGCUAUUAUCAGGGCCAUGGGGCGGUUGAAGGUUGAUUUUGAAGAUCCAUCAAGAGCUGAUGAUGCACGCCAAUUGUUUAUUCUAGCAGGGACCACAGAGGAAGGAAUCAUGACAGCAGAACUUGCCGGAGUUAUCAAACGGUUAUGGCAGGAUAGUGGUGUUCAAGCUUGUUUUGGUAGAUCUAGAGAAUAUCAGCUGAAUGACUCUGCAUCAUAUUAUUUGAACGAUUUGGAUAGAAUAUCCUUACAAAACUAUGUCCCCACUCAGCAAGAUGUUUUAAGAACCAGAGUAAAAACUACAGGUAUCGUAGAGACGCACUUUACCUUCAAGGAGCUGUAUUUUAAGAUGUUUGACGUUGGAGGACAAAGAUCAGAACGGAAAAAGUGGAUACACUGCUUUGAAGGUGUAACUGCAAUAAUAUUCUGUGUGGCAUUGAGUGAUUAUGAUCUUGUGCUUGCUGAAGAUGAGGAAAUGAACCGAAUGCAUGAGAGCAUGAAGCUUUUUGAUAGCAUCUGCAACAACAAAUGGUUUACAGACACAUCUAUCAUUCUGUUCCUGAACAAAAAGGAUCUAUUUGAAGAGAAAAUUACGAGAAGCCCUUUGACAAUAUGUUAUCCAGAAUACGCAGGAUCCAACACUUACGAGGAAGCUGCAGCAUACAUUCAGUGCCACUUUGAAGAUCUGAACAGACGAAAAGAAACCAAGGAGAUCUACACCCAUUUCACAUGUGCCACAGAUACGAAGAAUGUGCAGUUUGUGUUUGAUGCUGUGACAGAUGUCAUCAUCAAAAAUAAUUUGAAGGAAUGUGGAUUGUACUGAAACAUAUUAACAGCGUGUCCAGGUAUUUUGUUACUGCAAAGGAUCUUGCGAGAUGGCCAUCUUAUUCCGUGGUUAUGCUGCCUGCCAAAUUGGGAAAGAACAUUGAUGAAAUAUGGCUGUCAUGAGUCAAAAUUGCAUGCAAUAUAUUAAUUUGAUAUUAAUUGUAUUAAGGACCAUUUUUAAAACUGCAUUUUAAGCUGAAACCAAUAAGUACAUGCCUGUCCUGAUUCAGACCCAGUGUUCAAGAAAGUUCUUCACAUUCCUUUAUAAUUAAGUUGUUUACCUAAGUGUUGAUAAGAUUGAUGGCCACUAGUUUUAUUUCUCUUAAUGGCAUUUCAUUAAGUGUUCUGAUGUCCAUUUGUUGCCAUUUAUAUUAACUUUUGUAUCAUCAUGAAUCGUUGAAAUUUGUUUUUACAAAUAAGCUUUUGCUGAUUCUGAAGGAUCUGUAUACAUACAGUGCCCUCCAUAAUGUUUGGGACAAAGACCCAUCAUUUUUGUUUAUUUUCCUCUACUCCACAAUUUGAGAUCUGUAAUAGGAAAAAAUCACAUGUGGUUGAAGUGCACAUUGUCAGAUUUUAUUAAAGGCCAUUUUUAUACAUUUUGGUUUCACCAUGUAGAAAUUACAGCCCAUUUUAGGGCCCCAUAAUGUUUGGGACACAGCAAUGUCAUGUAAAUGAAAGUGGUCAUGUUUAGUAUUUUGUUGCAUAUCCUUUGCAUGCAAUGACUGCUUGAAGUCUGCGAUUCAUGGACGUCAGUUGCUGGGUGUCUUUUCUGGUGAUGCUCUGCCAGGCCUGUUUUGCAGCCAUCUUUAGCUUUUGCUUAUUUUGGGGGCUAGUCCCCUUCAGUUUACUCUUCAGCAUAUAAAAGGCAUGCUCAAUUGGGUUCAGAUUGGGUGAUCGACCAUUUUUUAGCUUUGAAAAACUCCUUUGUUGCUUUAGCAGUAUGUUUGGGAUCAUUGUCUUGCUGUAGAAUGAACUGCCAGACAAUGAGUAUUGAGUCAUUUGUUUGAACUUGAGCAGAUGGGAUGUGUCUAUAUUCUUCAGAAUUCAUUAUGCUACUACCAUCAGCAGUUGUAUCAUCAAUGAAGAGAAGUGAUACAGUACCUUCAGCAGCCAUACAUGCCCAGGCCAUAACACUUGCAUUAAGGAGGCAAUUAAACACACCUGGGCAAUUACAAACACCUGUGAAGCCAUGUGUCCCAGUAUUAUGGUGCCCUGAAAUGUGGGGAUUAUGUAUAAACACAGUUGUAAUUUCUGCAUGGUGAAACCAAAAUGUGUAAAAGUGGCCUUUAAUAAAAUCUGACAAUGUGCACUUUAACCACAUGUGAUUUUUUUCCUUUUUCUUUUUUUUUUUCUUUUCUAUUACAAAUUUCAAAUUGUGGAGUACAGAGGUAAAUAAAUAAAUGAUGGGGUUUUUUGUCCCAAACAUUAUGGAGGGCACUGUAUGAAAUGUUAGGUUUUUGUAUAUCUUGGUAGAAUGGACUCUACCUGGAAAGAGAACCAUGUUCUGCAGAACACAAUUUCUGUUUGCUAACACAAUGUAAAGUAUAUUUGUCCAUUUCUAAAACAGUAUUAAGAUCAACAGAAUAAUAUAGUAGUGUGAUCCAGUAUUUACUUAAAUUCUCAGCAGCUUUGCUUAAUUCUAAGUGUUAGCCAUUGUUCAAUUUGCCAAAUGUAAAAUGUCUAGCUGUUUAAAAUUGGGCCAAAUCUUUCGAAAUGCCCAUUAUGCAGCUCCAUCUUACUGCUUUUUAGUUUAUCUUUUUGUGAAUGCAGUGACAGUAACCUUGAAUUUGAUACAAAUAUUAGUUUCUCCUAUUCAUUCCAGAAUUUUAAUAGAAUCGGCCAGCACAGAAAGAAUUUAAAGAUUUUAGUUAUGAUCUGUGAAGUGGCAUGAUACUACUGUCACUUGAUUAUUUUUAUAAUACAGCACUGCCAUGUAAACCACAACUAAUAAAACCAUAAAGUGACUAAUUUUUUGG